UGGAAGGCCAACUACAAAAAAACAGCAAAAACUGAAUUGUUUUUUGAACUUUUCUAAAAAAAUAAUUGGUGAAACAAAAAAUAUAGAAUUUUGGAACCCCUCUUUUUUACCUUUUAAGCUUCAUGUUGUUAACGUCAUCAAAUUUGUGGUUUACGUGAAGAACACGUGUAUUUGUUACACUUUUAAACGCAGCAAAAUAAAAGAAAAUUUGACGGCUCUUUGUUAUUUUGUUCCAAGUUUCUUAGAGGUUGAAAAAAAUAUCAUGAAGUUAAGGAUAUGCAAUGCAUACAUUUUGGUUACGCUUUCAAUUUUGUUUUCUGCAAUAGCAGAAGAAGGGUUAAUAUUGUUAGAUGAUAGUUCUUUCGAACAUUUAACUCAAGCUGCAACAGGUGCCACAACAGGAGAUUGGCUAGUUUUUAUGACGCCUAGUGUUGCGGAUUGUAUCAGUUGUGGAAAAAUCGAAAAAGAACUUCUUCAAAUCAAAGAAAAAUAUCAAACAACAAUGAGUGUCGCAAAGUUAAAUCCAGAUGCUAAAAUUACGCUUCGAAGAUUCCAAGUAAAUAAACCAACCAUUAUGCUGUUUCGCCGGGGUUACCAAUGGACAUACAAAGGCAAGGAAACAGCAUCUAGUAUUAGUGAUUACAUAGAAAAAGGACAUCUUUCUGAUAAAUAUAAAACAGUUGCAAAACCAUUGGACUGGUUCGAUGUCUGGCAAGAAGAUUUUAUUGAAGAGUUAAAAAUGUCGUAUAAAUUAAAACGUCUUCCAAGCACUCACAGUCUUGUUGUAUUAAGUGUUGGGGUUUGCUUUUCUUUGAUUGUUCUUUUUCUUGCAUGUGCGCCAAAGAAAAAACACGAAAAACGAAAAUAAAUAUUUCUAUAAUACUUUUUUUUCUUAAGUUUUAUUUAAUUUCUUCAAAUUUGCGUGUGUUCGUAUAUAUUAUAUGAGUUAUACUGGAUUAGACUUCAUCUGGUAUAUAUACGGCUGGAUAUUGCUCUAAAAUAUUAUUUAUUGUCAAGUUA
Messenger RNA from Hydra vulgaris (swiftwater hydra), 1020 nucleotides. Its product is annotated as thioredoxin domain-containing protein. The record is from RefSeq and is a predicted model, not a curated record. NCBI's taxonomy places the organism in Eukaryota, Metazoa, Cnidaria, Hydrozoa, Anthoathecata, Hydridae.